This is a messenger RNA of Penicillium canariense, 1401 nucleotides long. RefSeq lists its product as uncharacterized. The record is from RefSeq and is a predicted model, not a curated record. The transcript is spliced from 2 exons. The coding region runs from base 1 to 1401 and encodes 466 amino acids. NCBI's taxonomy places the organism in Eukaryota, Fungi, Ascomycota, Eurotiomycetes, Eurotiales, Aspergillaceae.
AUGGGCGCGAAAUACCCCUGGAUGCGGCUGCGACGCCGCGGCCUGUCGCUCCUGUGCGUCAUUGGCAGCGUCUUCUGUUUCGUCAUCCUCGUCUUUUGGUAUGGCAUGAACUCGGACCGCGAAUACAUCCACCCCAUCCUCACCCAGCUCCUCCCCGCCGGCCAUUGCGCCUGUCAAACCUCCACCACCUUUCAAUGCUCCACCUGUGUCUCCUGUGCCGACUCCUCCAGUCUGCAGCAGUCCACCUCCCCCGGCUGGGGGUUUCAAUACGCCCGCGACGCCCGCAAUGAGGCUCUCGACCAGAUGCAAUGCCAGGCCGCCUUCCAGGGCCUGUUCGAAGACGUCACGCGUGGCGAGCGCUUCUGGCGCGCCCACGGUGGCGGCCUCGUCACUGAGGACCUGGACGCAAUCACCAUCCAGCCGGGCAUGGCGCGCGCCUUCAUCUCACAGGGCUAUUUGCAUGUGGUCACCGCGCGAGCCAAAGGCGAGGACCACCGGCGCAAAAUCUUGGGCGUGUUGAGCUCGAUUCACCGUGCGCUGGCCGCCGACCGGGAUCGAGCGUCGCGACGCGAUAUUGAGUUUGUCUUUUCGGUGGAGGAUAAGGUGGAGGAUGUCACGAAUCCCGAGUACCCCGUCUGGGUCUUUGCGCGGACCCCGAUGGAGGAAGGCGUCUGGCUCAUGCCCGAUUUCAGCUUCUGGGCCUGGGACAACCCCCAAAAACUAUAUUGUUUUGCCCCCAAGCUGCGCCGCGCAUUGAUUGAAGCCGCCCGCGACAAACCCUGGGGCGAUGUGAAGCAGGUCAAUUGGGACACGGGAUCGAAUGUGCUCCGCAUGGAGGACCAUUGUCAGUACAUGUUCAUUGCCCACGUCGAAGGUGAGUUCUUUCCCCGUCCUUGGCGGCAGCUGUCUCCCGGCCACAUGGUCCACGGAUUGUUAACACGCGAUCCCUUCGCCCCCAUAGGCCGGUCCUACUCCGCAUCCCUCAAAUACCGCCAAGCCUGCCACUCCGUCAUUGUGGCCCACAAACUCCAAUACAUCCAACAUCAUCACUACCUCCUCGUGGCUCAUGGGCCGAACCAAAAUUAUGUCGAAGUUGAACGCGACUUUAGCGAUCUCGCCGAGAAGAUCGAACCCCUGGUCGCGGACACUGACGCCGCACAUCGCAUCGCCACCAACAGCGUCAAAACCUUCCGCGAGCGGUACUUGACCCCGGCCGCAGAGGCGUGCUACUGGCGCGCGCUGUUUGAUGGCUACGGUAACGUCUGGAACAGCAGCGUGAAUCACUGGUCCGACCGCACGGGCAAGGAGCGCGGCCUGCGAUACGAGUCGUUCGUCAUGCUGGAGAGCGAGAAGAUGUUGGAGUUCACAGCCGACGCAGCCAUCUCCGGAUGGUUUUCAUGA